AUGAAGUUCGACUUCUGCGAUUUUCUAGAAAUGGCGGCUGCCAUGGACGUUGCCGUGGGACUCAUCGUGGACAAGCUAAAGGAGGUCAAGAUGUGGAACAAUAGCCUUUUCGUCUUCCUGAGUGAUAAUGGCGGCCAAGUGCUCUACGGUGGAAGUAAUUGGCCUCUACGUGGCAACAAGAACACGCUCUACGAAGGAGGAACGAGGGUUCCAGCAUUUGUUGCGGGACCUGUGCUCAAGAAAACCGGCUACAAUAGCUCGAGUAUUAUCCACGCUGUCGACUGGUUCCCGACGCUUCUUAGUGCGACUGGUGUGAAGAGCGCUGCGGCCGAUAUUGAUGGUGUCGACCAGUGGCCACUAAUCAGGGACGGAACAGGUGAUGCACCAAGAUCAGAGUUCAUCUACAAUUUGGAUCGCAAGGAUAACAAGCUACACGGCGCAAUCAGGCAAGGAGACCUCAAGUUAAUUCUGAGGCCAUCGAAGGGCUAUUCCGACUGGUACGCAGAGUCGGAGGAACAGCCCCAGCCUGUAGAAGCAGUCGGAAAUGCACCCAUAUCGGUUCUCUACAAUAUCACUGCUGAUCCCAAUGAAGAGGAAGACUUGUUCGCGACAAUGAAGGCCGAGGCCAAGCUUCUUGGUUCCAAGCUGAGGGCGGAGACCAGUAACAUGAUACCUUCGCGACAUCUAGAAGACGUAGCCGAAGGGGAUCCAAGCAGGCGGGACCCGGCAGGCACGUACGGUCCUGCACACCAUCUGCUGCAAUGCGAACACAGCAACCCAGCCCUACAAGCAGCAGCAACAGAUGCAGACCCAAACCUCCUUAGUGAAGCGUGGGAUGCUGCGAUCUCUAAGCUGGACAUGGUCGACCAGUGCCAACUCGUCGCGCGUGCCCGGCAUGCGGUCCAGGACAGAGGGUUCCUGGAAUAA
Molecule: messenger RNA, 927 nt
Organism: Rhipicephalus sanguineus (brown dog tick)
Lineage: Eukaryota; Metazoa; Arthropoda; Arachnida; Ixodida; Ixodidae
Product: arylsulfatase I
Exons: 6
Coding region: 1-927 (308 amino acids)
Source: RefSeq, a predicted model, not a curated record